This is a messenger RNA of Colias croceus (clouded yellow), 647 nucleotides long. RefSeq names its product 28S ribosomal protein S23, mitochondrial (gene mRpS23). The transcript is spliced from 3 exons. The record is from RefSeq and is a predicted model, not a curated record. Gene Ontology annotation, biological process: translation. Gene Ontology annotation, molecular function: structural constituent of ribosome. Gene Ontology annotation, cellular component: mitochondrion; ribosome. NCBI's taxonomy places the organism in Eukaryota, Metazoa, Arthropoda, Insecta, Lepidoptera, Pieridae. Bases 106 to 573 code for a protein of 155 amino acids.
AUAACCUAAUUGUUAUUAUAAAAAAGGAUGAUUAAACUUUAAUUUGAAACAUAUCCAGAAUUUAAUAUUAUAAUAUCAAUUAAACCAGGCUAGUGCUACUUGAAAAUGGCCACAAGCAGACUGGAAAGAAUCGGUACUAUAUUUACGAGAGUUGAAGGACUCUUAUCACGCGGUGCUAUGAAACCUGAUGAUCGUCCAAUAUGGUUCGACGUAUACCGCGCUUUUCCGCCUUUAAUUGAACCUAAAUUUGCAAGACCGAAGUCUGAAAAAAAACCUAUUAAACAAAUUCUAUACAAAGAAGAUGUUGUUAGAGCGAAAUUCCAUACAAAAGGACAUGGCAUAGGAAGCAAUAUGCUCAGCCCCUAUGGAGAAACUCAAACAAAGAAGUUAUUACAAAAAUAUGAACAGCUGCAAAAGGAGGGCAUACCAGAAGAAGAAAUCAUCGAAAAAUCGGUUGCUUCAGUCAUAAAUGAACGAAAUGCAGAAUCGGUUAAAAUAGAUACAAUAAAUCCCGCAUCUGUGACUGGACAAGUUUUAUCAGAAGCUAAUAUAAAGAACAUAUUUAAAGAAUAGAGAAUUAACUGAUGAUAAGUAGUUAGGUAUAUUGUUUAGUUUUAGUUAAACAAAAUAAAUGAUAUGAGUUUUAA